Messenger RNA from Porites evermanni, 27621 nucleotides. NCBI's taxonomy places the organism in Eukaryota, Metazoa, Cnidaria, Anthozoa, Scleractinia, Poritidae. The record is from the annotation of a GenBank genome assembly.
AUGGUGAUUGAUCAACGCGGGCUGUUAGACUUGCUAGUCUUGUUUAUUGGGCAAGAACUUUUAACAGGUAAGUCCUUGUGCUUAAAGCAUCUUUCGUUUUCUGUAGCUUAGUUAAGCGAACAAUAUAAUUUUUAAAAACGCGAUGAUCCACUGAUACCUCAGCUUCAAGGAGGAAGCAGUUCCGUCAGCUGGCUUCGGUGCCGUGUCUUUGUAAUAUAUAUAUAUAUAGUAAACUGGAAAAUAGUAAACUGGAACUAAUUAAUUAUACAACGAGGCACAGAAAGCUUAUUUGGCGCGACUUCUUGCCUUACUCAAUAUUAUUCAAACAAAGGCACUGUUUAGUAUGCAUCCUGUACAUCAGAUCCUAUGGGAAAGGUGAAGCCAACCAAUCAAACACGGAAACAGCCCUUCAGAGCAUCAGUUGUUUGUAACAGUACUUCUCCCAUGAGGCAGUCCGUAAGGAACGUAAGGCUAAAUGCACUUUGCUUGAAGAGCAUCCAUUCAAAAUAACAAAAGUGUAUGGGGGAAAAUAGUUUUCUUUUUUUUCCUUUUCUACCUUCAAAACUAAUUUCUGAACGUAUUUAAGCCGGUAAACAUACAUGCUCAGGAAAUACUAAGUACGUUGAGGUUCAUUGUUUUGUCUGAAUUUUAAGUGUGUAAUAAAUAAUCCGAUUCACCCACUUACUGUCGCAACGGCGUUGCAUCGCAUUUAAGAUAAAUUUACUAAUUUAAAUUAUUUUACUUGGCCGUGCAGAAUUACGAAGAAAGAGCAACUGCAAAGUGAAGGUCCCUGACUUCCUAGACACUGACAAUCGUCUUGAAAAUUUAUAUGUACAUAAAACAGAAUUAUAAUUAAUAUUGUACAAACUUAAUCAUAUUGCCAAAAAAGGAAUCGGACACAAGGUAAAGGAAGUUCUCAGUAACUAAACAGGCGCCCUUUUCAGGAAUGAGGGCUGACACAUGAAACGAAACGAAGGGAAACGAUGAACAUUAGCAUAAACAGCGAUAUUUAGACUCGCCUUCUGUCUUCCUGCCUCUCCAAGAAUACGCCCUGUAAUGAAAGCCGCACUUUGUCACUCAACCAACACAACGCACCGGACAGUGACGAACGGAUUCGUACUCACAAUGCUCUGUUGAUGGCUUAUAGCUCAUGAUAAUUAAGAUGGGGCAUUUGCCAUCUUCACUGCAUCCUCGCUGUUUAUACACAUGCCGGCAGCGGGAUGAACGGACAAUUCCACUAACACAACGAACCAGUAUAAGAUAUACUUCCGAAUCUCAUGUAAGCCUCUGGCUUUGGCAUAUCAUUGUAUCUCUUAUUUUGUGCUGUUUUAAUAAAUACAAUCUAAGGCGAUCGAACGUUUUAGGCUGAAUCAGUAAAGAAGAUGUCAUUCAGUUCUAGAAAAUGCUGUAAGUGAAACAGAAUGAAGCUGAGAUGGAUUGUCUUGAUUAGCGUUCGACAGAAGGUCCUAGAUAAGGGACAACAGAUGACAUUCCAGUACGACAUUCUGCUUGAAACCUAGCACAUCAUAUUGAAUGUCUGAUGGUCACCCUUCAGGGACACUUACGUCUACUUUUAAGGGUUUCCACCAAACCUCAUGACUUUCUUCAGGUUCAGAAAUAUUUUCUUGUUCCCAAGAAAUACAUGUGCAUCUUUUGUACAGGGAAAUGCUUGACUGUAUGUGUGACGCUUGUGUCUGUGUCGGAAGUGAAAGAAGAGCUGUCAAAGUAGGGUGACGUCAUGACACUAAAAAUGUUAAAUGGUUCCGUGUUUAUAGUUUAAGAGAGUGUUAUAGCCUCUCCUAAUAAAAUAUCCUCUUUCCCUAAAAUCAGUUCCAUGCCACGUCCUUGAGACGUUGAUGGGUAAAUAAGUUUAUUUAUUAACACGAGGUAGGUUUUACAGCGGGCAUUCUCUUUCUUUCCCUUUAGCCGGAGGCUUGAACCAGUCAAACGUCACGCUGAUUGUUUGUCCCCUCUCUUUUGAUUUCGGUUGAACAUUGCUUGUACAUGCAUAUUUCACGUGGAGCGAGCAGCUGUAAAAAUAAUGUGUCGUGGACCAAUAAGAUUUGAAUUAGAGGGUGUUCGCUCACAAGACCAGUGACCAUAUUGGUUUAAGUGUUGAAAAAAAAAAAACGGAUUUUGCAUAAACGGAAUAGAGUUUAGUUCACGGAAGACUGGUUUACUCCCUCAACAUGGCCACUCGUUGUUUUUUUCUUCCAACAUGGCCGCCGUGACAUCAAGUGUACACACUAUAACAGGAGUCAACCACAGCUCACCACCAACGUUAAUAUGACUCGGUUUACAUACCGUCAAAAUACAACAAUGGCACAAAACUCUUACUUCUGAAAUGAAACAGCGAAAUCUGAAGAAACUCAGUAAUUAUGCAAACGACUGCAACGUUUUAUAAUUACUUCAACUCCAGUAGUUCUGACUUGAAUAGAUCUAAAUGAUAAGUAUCGUUCAGUAAAAUAACAGACACAGCAGGGUCAAUGUUUUGUCUAAAGCCGUUACACUAAGUUACAAAGGAAGUCGGGUGGUGGUGGGGGGAGGGGGGAGGGGGGAGGGGGGGGGGGCGGGGGGAGGUGGACAGGGAAUUCGUCUUCCUGAUUAGGCGGUUAUAACACUUCGCACCCAACAGCCGUGAAAAAAGGUCAACACUAAAAAGCACUUUAUUCCUGUAAAGUGAGAUUAACAAUACUCUAUAUUUAGUUCUUUAUUUUCAUGUUGAGUGACACAACCAAUAAGAAUAGAUGUGGACGUAAGAAUAACAAUGCACAGCUGCACAUGAAUAUUAUGUGUUGAAUCGAGCGAUAAACAUAUAUGGUGGGGGGGGGGGUGGGGGUGGGGGGGGGGGGGGAAGGGGGAGUGGGGGGGGGGUGAGGGGUUAGGUGCACAUGGAAUUCGUCUUCCUGAUUAGGCGGUUAUAACACUUCGCACCCAACAGACGUGAAAGAAGGUCAACACUAAACAGCACUUUAUUCCUGUAAAGUGAGAUUAACAAUACUCUAUAUUUAGUUCUUUAUCUUCAUGUUUAGUGACACAACCAAGACAAACCGGAUUUGCACCGGUCAUAAAUCACCCAACAAGAAUUAUACUGAUAUUCACUAAGUGUGUUUUUGGGUGGAGAGGGGGGAGGGGGUGGGGCGGAGGUGCGGAUGGAGAGGAGUUACCCCUUUCCCUCCAUCGCCCCCUCCCAAACGUUUGGGCAGUAUCUUUAGCUUUUGAGAGGCGAAGGUCAUUAGCAGCUAUAGUAUAGCAUAUCAUCUUUAGCUUCGGGUGCAACAAAAGUUUUAAUGCAAAUUCCGUUUCUAUUACACGUUACAGUGCAUGCUCAAGUCUCCAUCACGGCGAGGCAAUCGAUCGCAAGGGUUAAAGAAGGGUCAAGCUUCACCUUUAUAUGGGACUAUCAGCUUGGUUCGAUUGAAAAUUUACGAGACAUUGUCUUCGGUGUUUGGGAAAAAGGCUACACAAGUACAUAUUUUAUGACAGUAACUCGAAAUAAAGGAGCGGUUCAAAACCCUGACCUGGCGAAAACUCAUCCAGACCUCAUUGGGCGCAUACGUUGGGCAGGAGACAUUUCCAGAUAUGCUGCUUUUACCUUGAGCAACAUAAUGCUAUCCGAUAACAAGACAUAUGGAUGUCAACUUGGUAUUGGUGGGUUUGGACAAACCAAAGAUUCUAAGAUAACGUUAAUCGUUGAGGUAAGAGUUGGAUCACUAUUGAAUUGUUUAGAGAACGCCAAUGACGUAAUAUUCCGUAUUGCAAAUUGCAAUGAAAAUUGUAUCCGUCAGUUUGGGGGAAGGGGGGUGGGGAUGAGGUUGGGAGGGGGGGACUGAGAUUGUUCCGUCCGUGGUAUCAUCUUCAAAUGGUAUUGGUAAUGGCGAAGAUCCAUGUCAGAGCGGCUUUAUGAACUGAGUGUCGAAUGUAAUCCGCGUUUGCUUUGGUUUUGCUUUAUAUCGAUCUGUUAUUGGUUGAGAUAACUCGCGCCACUUUUUCAGUAAUGAGAGGCACGCGCGCGUUUUCCCGCGCUUGGCUCAUUGCGCUGCUUGCGUCUCCUGUGGUUUGUCAGAGAAAUCCCUCCGGUUUUGGUUUCACGACACUAGUUUGAAAAGCACUUUACCAGGUAAAAGUUAACAUUUCGAACCAGUCUGAGCUAUUCUGUUAAGCACCAUUAGUUAUGCAGUGUUUGUUAGAUCCAAAAAUUGAUUCGUAGCGGACGUAGCGGAAAAGGUAGGUCAUAUUACCUCAAUAUUUUGUAAACACAUUCAGUCCAGGGGCAUAUUGUUCUGUUUUACAACAAUCGAAUUUUCAGACCAAUUCCAUUUGAUCAUAAAACUGUAUCCACUGGAUAAAACAACGGUAUAACGGAUUUUCAGACCAAAUCCACAGAUCCCCCAUUGAUUGAAAAGUAUUUCUUUCUCGCCACGAUAAUGAAUUCAGAGGAGGACUUCUUAGUCCCGUAAACGAGCAAUUCCUUAGUGAAACCGUGCCAUCACGUUUGUUUACCACUCAAAAUGAAAACAAAUCAAUAAACAUUUUUUGUUUCAUCAUAUCGUUUUUGUAUCGCUUUAUGUGAAUCGCGUCGUUUCCACCGCUCGCUUCACGUCUUCAUAAGGCAGUUGUGUCGACCUCCUUCAAAGCCGAGGCUGUAGAUACCACCUUGGCUUUUUGUGAUUGGUGUAUUGAGACUUUGCGACGGGUGUUAGUCAGUGAAGGAAAACAUUGGUGUGAUCUCCAUUGUUUGGACCCGAAGCUGCUCCCUCAAGAGACUGCCGUGGCACCGACCGGGUACUGAGCAGUGUAUCAGGGUGAAGUCUUCACAUCGGUGGAUGGCCUUCACUCGUUAACUGUAUUAUGGCAGGUCCAAUAGGAAGCGGUUGUAACAUCGCGAUCCACUCUCGUCAAAGUACUGUAAAAACUCAUUUAUGUGUCUUGUUAGAGGUCUUCGUGUGUAGUAUCGCAGUGUGUUUUAUACGAGCUGUACUGCAUUUCGAAAUGCUAAGCCAGCGAGGCCGGCGAAUCAAAAUACAAACAACGAGUGAAUCAUGAAGAGAUACCUUACACCGAAGCAGCUAACAAGAGAUUUAUCGUCCAACUUAUGAUUAGCAACAAAGAAAACUACGAAAAAGAGUAAAAUGAGGCGAGCGCGUACGCAUUGGUUAACUUUUUUUACGGUGCUAAUAAACUACCAACUAGAUUUUUACCAUACAAAUAAGCGUAUUACUGCUACGCCCCAGUCAUACUCGUUUCGCACGUUAUUUUUAACAAUACUAAGAGGAGUUGGAUAAUAAAUCGUGAUACAUAAUUGUAAAAGCCACCAUUUGAAGCCAAUGAAUAACGCGGUUGUUCAUGUAUAUUUUCUGAUUCACAGAAAGCCGUCCUAUCCAAAUUUCUUCUCGUUCCUGAAGUCAAGGUUGCUUUAGAGGGCCAAGAAAUCGUACUCAGAUGGGAAUUCCGUCUCACUGACGUUGAUAACGAAGACAUUGAAACCGUGCAAUUGAGUCGAAAGUCAACGCAAGCGUCUCAGCCCCUAGUACUUUGGAAGGUUGAGAAAAAUGUUGAAAAAACAAUCGCAGAGUAUACCAAUCGUCUAUCAGUGAAAAGCAGAAAUAAGGGAGACGAUAAUCUAAUCUGCAGUUACACGUUCAAACUUUCGAACGUUACCUUCAAAGACGAAGGGGAAUAUCAGUUGAAAGUUGAGUUUGCACACGAAAAGCGUCCCCUGAAAAGUGAAGUCUCCCUUGAUGUUUACGGUAUAUCACAAAAACUCUUCAUGUGUUGUUUAUCUUUUCAAAUUAGUAGGGUACUUGCCAGAGGUUUUCAUUAUCAGUACUUUCAAUUACAGGUCUUGCAUCUUUCCUUUGAACCUGCGUGUGCCUGGUGUGAGAACUAAGCAUGCAAAUGACACCAGUGUUUCUUUUUUCUUCUGCGCGACAGAAACUAAAUCUCGAAUUUUUCGCAAAAGAGGAAGUUCAUUGUUGAAAUAGUACACGCAUACCACAGAACUGACGAACAGACUUUGAAGAUGUUAUUUGUUUAGAUUGAACCACCGAUAAAAUGAAUUUGAACUAGACCAGGAGCUCCUGACUAGAAACAAUGCUGACACAAUGGACAACCGUGCACGCAACUUAAAACAUUGCUUUUCUAGAAAAUUGAAGCGAACUUCAAUCAAUUAUGAAAAUCAAGUAAAAUGGUAAUUCAUGAUGACGUCGAUGAUGACGAUAGCACUGAAGAGUUGAGGAGAACCCUCGGACCCUGGUCACAUACUAAAAGAACGAAUGAACAUCGCUAUCAGUUUUCCGCGCAUUGUUUGGCGCCCAAAUGGCACGUGACUGUAUUAACCCACUGUUUCGAUAUCGACUUUCUAUUUAAGCUAAACUCGAACUUCGAUUAACAAAAAAACAUAGACGUUAUGUGAAUCAGUCCGUCAGUCGCUCAACUGGCUGAUUUGUUGUUGGAAAAACUUUUUGUAUUGACAGGGCGUCCGAAGAUAACUGGAUACGAGAACGAGAAAGGAAUUUACAAAGAAGGGGAAAUGCUCCUUCUCGCUUGUGACGACGUUGAAGGAAAACCAAGCAAAUUGAGAUGGAUGAGGGAUGGAAAUGUUAUUCCACACAAGACGCAAGGCUAUUUUUUGAAAGUCAAGAAACUGUCCAGAUCGGACGAAGGGGCUUAUGUAUGUUGCGCAGAAUAUCCACUUGGUAAUGUCAGCAGUUUAGAAGUUCGCAUAAAAGUACAGUGUGAGUAUCUUUUCUCGCUAUUAUAAUCAAUCUGAAUGAUAAGAAUCGCUAAUCACUGUUAAGUAUGGUCAUGAAUCAAAGCAAUUUGAACUUUAAAAUGGCAUGGUAGAUCUAAAGAAGAGAUUAACUAUUCGGGCUGUACGAUAAUUUAAUUAAGGUGCUGAAUGACUGGCAAUUAGUCUACCGUUUUAGGUUGGGAUUUUGUAAGGUAAAGACUAGGUUUACACAUGCCCAAGCUUAUCUCGUUUUCUUUGAAAUGAACAGGCCCGGUUUUGGCAAAGGCUCACCAGUUACUUAAGUUAGAAUGGCUCAUGCCAUAUGGUAGUAUUUUUUACCCCCACGGGAGUAAGAGCAGCUUUUGCCCAAAACUUACAGCAUUCUAUUUAAAAAAGAUUAUCUAAUAACCCAUUGUAACCAGUACGUGCACUCCUUUCCCUGCCAAGUGGUACAUAGGGGCUCCCAAGGGGUUUUUUUCCCUAGGAGGUUUCUGUGACCCAACAGCCGCUCUUGGGGUCAGGUAGUCAGUCCAUCGCCCAGCCUCCACCCAACCCUGAUUUUGUAAACGCAGAUCACAGCACCAGGAACUACGCUCCCUAGUCUGUUCGAUCGGUGUGUGGGUUCUUUUACGUCUCCCUCCGGUUUUAAGUGUGGAGGUAAAUGAGACAAGGCCAACGGCUUCACCUCACUGCCCAAAGUAAUUGUAACCAGUAAUUUUCAAGGUCUGCCGUUAGCUAUUGUUAACUUUGUUCUUCUCUUAUUGCAGAUGCUCCUUCUAUCUACUUUCCCUCGGAUACACAGACCGUGCUAUCGUGGAAAGGGCAUCCAACCACACUGAACUGCUCCGCGGAGGGGUUUCCUCCCGCAAUGUUUUCAUGGACACGCGCUGAUGAGAAAAGGCUUUAUGGUGAAACAGCUGAUAAUACUGGCAUUUUAACUAUAACUCCGUCGCUGGAUUUUCAUUUUACAAACUACACUUGCAUAGCUCGCAAUACAAUUGGUGAAGACAGAAGAAUGUUCAUUCUAAAACCAAUACGUAAGUAUGCCUCCUUUACUAUUUUUGAUGUAACAAAAAACAUUACACGAGAAACAUACAAUAAAAUUUGUGCUGCAAACUUCAAAUUGAUAAGGACGGUGAUAACAAGCAUUUAACAAGCAUUUUCAACAUUUUCCUGUUGAUCGGGUGAUUUCCGAGAUCAAAACUACCGACUCUCCAUUUUUCAUUUUUGAGUUUAUAAAUAAGUAAGACCUUUAUUUACCCUCGGCAGUUUAUUUAGCACAAAGGCUAGUGGGGCCGAGCAAAUACAUGACACAAAUAAUUCAAAUAAACGUAACAUGAUAAGAAUUCCAAUUGGCGGGAGGCAAGACGAUUGGCUAUUUACAAGGAUGAGUUGAACCAGGCACUUACCCAGAACAACACCAGCUAGUAGUCAGAGCGGGAUUUGAACACGGGUAACCGUAUUGAAAUCCAGCGCCCUUAAGACCACUCGGCCAUCCUGCAUUCUCCUUGCCCAGACUGUUUCCAAUAAUACCCUCAGCGAGAGAUCCCCUGUUAGACAUCAGAUCAUAUGACCUUAAAAUACUUCGAUCACUGUGAGAAUGAUUAGCUUGCCACUCUUUGUAGUGGAAAAAUGAACGGCGCUAAAGAUUUCCGUAAUUAUUAAUGCGAAAGCACGUACAAACUAUAGCUUUCUGUUGGAUAACAUGCUGUUUGCUCUUUACGAUAAUUUUUCAUGAUUAUUAUAUGCAUGACUACGAAACGUACAAACGUUUCCGCAUACUUUUGUCUGCAGGUCCACCAACCCCCCCAGUAAUCACAAAUGUUCGAGUUAAUCACAACGCCCUUAAAGUUACGUGGAAACUGCCGUCCUCUAAACAAAACACGCCGAUCACCGGGCACGUUAUGCGCAUAAGGAAAGAAUCUGCAGGGCCAAACAUAUGGAAUGAAAUACACUUUAGCAAACAAAGUAAUUAUUUUAUUGUAAGAAACCUGACUGCGAGAACCAAUUACAGUUUGUGGCUGUUCGCAACUAACGUAGCUGGACGAAGCAAUGCUUCAGCGGUAAAGCAUGUGAAAACGCUCCAGAAGGGUAAGCAUUGUGUGAUCCUUUGUGCCAACAAAGCUUGCUAGUUAUUGAAAAAAUGAGUUGGUUUUGUUACCGUGGUUAUGAGUGAUGUCUUUGACAAGAACGGGCCUGUUUUGGUUUUUCCAUAAGGGACUGUUCAUUUAUAUGGAAUGGGGAGGGGGGAGGGGGGAGGGGGGAGGGGGGGGGGGUGAUUUCCAAAUUGUAUGAACCCCCCCCCCACGCUUACCAGUUUUAGUCACGUAACACCCCUUAAAAGAAUUUUUGGGAAUGAUCUCCCUCCAAAAUAAGUUAACCAAGCUAUUUAUCUACCCUAUUAUCUCAGAAUUUCGCUCAAGCCCUCCGCCCCCUUUCCUUUCAUGUUUUUUUGGCCAGCCCCCAUCAAAUGUAAUUUUUUUAGGCGUGCCCCUUCCCCCACAUCCCACCAGCCGUCCCUGAUCCAUAAAGCUCAAAACACCAGUCCAAAGAAAUAUUUCAGAGAAUUUAGUCUUAUUUGAUUUGAUGUGACAGUUAGCAACAGAUAUAGUAAAUGCAAUUAAAAAAAGCAUUGGCCAGAACAGUGGGCCAUAUAUUUUCAUUUACCAUUCACUGUACACUCUUAAAGCCGGUUACACACGAUUGUAAUCAUAAUGGCGCUCGUAAGGUCUGAGUAUAGGCUCGCGAACAUUGUUGACCAACAAUAUCCAACAAUUGUUGGGACAACAGGCUGUGUGCAUUUGAACAGUGUCUUGCUGGCAGUUUACACAACAAAAUCCAACGACUCGCGGUAACUUCCAUCAAGAUAUUGACACGCACCCAUCGAGUUAAACCCAACAAUGACGGAUAUUUUCGGCCAACAACGUCGUGAGCGUUUGCACGGGACCUGAGAACAACAACUAAACGGAACGUUUGUUUCUCUUUGCUAUGCAGGGUUCCCAGGUUCACCAAGUCUUCACUUUGAAAAUGUCAAAAUUAAUCAUAGUUUUUACAACGUCACAUGGGAUUACCCCCGGGACGUCGGCGGAGAUGACGUAACUUUGUUUACCUUGUGGUACCGUGAAAUUGCGACAAACAACAGCACUCAAGGGAAAUGGCGAAACCUCAAUACAACAAAAACCCGAUUUCAUCUAAAUCUUAACUGCUGUUUAACUUAUGAAGUUACAGUGACAGCUUGGAAUAGAUACGGUCACAGCUUUUUUGACCCUAACAACGAAGCAAGAAUCACCGUUUUAAGAGGUAUGCCCUUUUUCAAACUUUUUUUUUUGGUCACCGCUUAAGUAGCACAGCUGUUUAUCUAAGAAAACCUGAAUAAUCGCUUUCUUUUAAAGAAAAGAUACAGUUUUAGUAUAUGUUAUGAAGGAAAUUGUCAAUUUAAUUGUUAUGAGUACAAGUGCCGUUGAGCGUAAUGGGUUGGGGAGAGGGGGGGCUGCUAUGACUCAUUUCUAACACUUUCACUUUCCCUGUUUUGUAAGAAUUUUACUGAUAUUAUGAAGUGAAUCUUGAUUCACUCAACAGAUCUCCCAACUAAUACGACCGUGACGAGCACUGGUUCAGAGGAUUCUUGUGACACUUGUAUUGCUAAAAGUAUGUACAUUAUUACAGAAAGUACAUGUAGUUAGCAUUUAUAGCUACGUUUUAAGGCCUUUCACAUGGUCACACGGCCUUCUAUGAUUUAUGGGCAUCUAUGCAGUAGUAUUUUUACUUUCAAAUUAAAUAGUAUGUAAAAUCUAAGAGCUCUAAAAGAAGGAUGCUUGAAAAAUCUUCACAGUGGUAAAACAUAUGCGCUACGCGUGAGCAUCUUGAUUACAACUUAUCUCAGGGGACAAACUGCUCAAACGAAUUCAAGCCACUUACUUAUGGUGCACCUUGGGAAGCUAUUGUAGAUGAAUAUUUAAUAAUAAACUCGUUUCACACUCCGCUGUCAGGAAGUAAAAUAUAUGUGUGCCCUUACUUCAGAACUGGCAUUUCUUGGCAAACAAUCCCAAAAUUAGCAAACUGAAGACAUAUUGGUUUGCCAUAUAGUCAAAUGAAAUCCCAGCCGUAGUUUCUCAUCAAGGCUAUUCGUUUUGACAUAUGCUUUGUACAAAAUAAGUUCUUUCCUUUUGUUCACAUUUAGAAAGCACCAAAAACAGGAAUUCAGAGAGGAGACCAGUUUUAAAGUUUUUACAAUACACUGCUAUCCUGCUGAUACCACUCAUAGUUGUGCUAACAAGGCUGUUAGUCAGGAGCUUACGGACCUGCAAGAUAAAGCCGAUUCACGGUAUGUAAAUUAAUGUUUUCUUUUCAAGAAUGGAACGAAAAACAAAAUGUGCCUGUGUGAAGACCUUAAUUCCCAAUAGCCUCACCAUGCACCACGACAGGAUGCAAAGGAUACUGAGCAAUUUGCACCUCCAUGCAUGAUGCAAACAUGUUUAUAAGAUCUAAAUCGCCGCACGAUUGACUGCAAGGGUUGAUUUUCAAUAUUUGCCAAACUGCAAUUGAAAUUAUCCAGCUGGCGACAUCUUGUUUAUAUUCGCCAGUGUUUAUAUAUGGAUGGAUAAAACGUACUCAACUAUAUGUCCUUUCAAAUAACUUUAUAGAGGUUAAGAUUGAUGGUGUUGAAGAGCCUGCAGAUGAACUGCAAAUACUUGAAGCGUAAGUAUUUAGCCGCUUUAGAGUGACUUUUUCAGUUCGGCAUUCGUCUUUAUUCACGUUUUUGUUCACAUCAGGCGAUAUACAAGUAUUUAAGUGGUAUUUGUGAAGUUUUAAUAACACCACUGAAAUACUAGGACGCAGAGAGGCAAUCAAAAGUUGGUGGAAAAAUUCAUAACCUUGAUUGGCCUUUGUUCUAGCAAGGCCUAUUCGAUUGAAAAACAUGUGGCAUUCUCUCCAAAAUACCUCCUUAAAACAAAUAAAAAAAAACCCUGAAAACUGUGAUGAUUAAGUUUCUGGUAUGAAAGCCCGUAAAUAAGCGUUAGUUGUCUUAAUAAAAAUGAUGCCCCCCCCCCCAAGAAAACACAGGGCUGCAUGUUGUCAUUUUCUUUACCACUACUGCGCACGCGUCUCGCUACUAGCUCAUACAUACUAAUCAGUUCUGCUACAAGCGCGCUUUUGUAGCGCGUUAGAUUAACGCACUCGCGUUAGCGCGUUUCUAACUAACGCGUUUGAAGCAUGUUAACGUGGAUGCUUAUUUUUGAGCUGUACUGUAUGCCUUCUUCAACUGUAUGCUUUUUCUUUCAUGUAGCGCGCCUGGUCCCCAUCUCCCACUAUGGGAGUUUCCACGUGGUAACUUGGCAGUCGAAAGAGUGAUUGGCAAUGGCGCAUUUGGUGUUGUGUCUAAAGCAUAUGCCCGUUAUCUCCCUGGCCACGAGGAAUGGACCACUGUAGCAGUCAAAAGCUUGCAAGGUAACACAUUUAAUAAUUUCCUCUUUGUAGCCCUAUCAGCAAGGGUUUCUUUAUAUAUAAGAAAUACGACAAGACAGGAAAGUAAGAUGAACCAUUUCAUGAUAAUGUUGUUUUUACCCACCAGAAGAAAUUACCCUCUCCAUGCAGUCUACAACAAUAGCAAUGUAAUUUCUGAUUGGAAUUAUGGAACUACAUGUAUCCCGGUGCCAGUGGUUUCAAGUACAACUUGAAAUCGAUAGCAGUGUAUUCAAUUCCGUAGAAACCUCAAAACAAUUCCCUGACAUCAAACGCAUGCCAAAACCAGAGCCUAGCACUGGUCAAUGUCUGGUAUAAAAACCAGGGCAUCCUGGUUCUUUUACCAGGCUUUUUAGGCUCAACACUGUGUGCAAAAAGUCUGGCAUGCCUGUGGCUAGUCUGGUAACCCUGGUCUUGCCAAUAAUCAGGGUUACCUGAAGGAUUUCCCAAGGCUCUAAAAAUUCGUGGUUGACCAGGGUAACCCUGCUGGAAGCAUCUGGUAGUACCCAGGCUUACCAGGCUCAACCCUGUGUGCAAAAAGCAUGGUAAACCCUAGUUGUGUCAAUAAACCAGGGUUACCAUGGUCAGGGUAACCCUGAUAGCCUGAUAAUUAUUGUGUCAUGAAUGAAUCCCAGGAUUUAAAUGUGGAAAGAGAUUAGAAGCCAUCAGAACACAAAUGCAAUGGCUUCCAUGAUUAACUCAACCUCAUAAAUGUAUCUUAAAUCAUAGGUAUAUUUACAGGAAUCAAUUGUUUUAGGAACUUAUAUUAUGCUGAAGUUACUGUAUUACCUCAUCUGUUUGUGUUACCCCACUUAACCUUUAUCACUUCAUCCUCUAUUCGCUACAUUCAUACUGUCAAUCAUUCUGUAAAUAUAAAGAUUUACCAUGCUGAUGCAUAUCUAGGAAAAAAGAGAUUUUCAUAUUGUUGCACUUGGCCUGCUACUGGCUAACAACAAUAACAACGACAUUGACUUUAUUUUUAACAAUUAAAGUCCAGUUCAGAUGCCCCUCCACUCACGUGCCGAACCUAACUGAAUUAAGUUCGACUUUGGAGUGACAAUGGGGCGACAGCUGAUUCACACGGCAUACCGUAUGUCGAACCUAAUAUGUAUUUUAUAUACAGAGAAGGCAUUAUACAUUUAUUCGUUGUCAUAAUUAAUGCAUUUGGUUCGGCACAUGAGAAGAACGCCGUAUGAAUCAGUUGCCACUCCAGUGUCGAAUAAUGCGGCAGACCUUGUCGAACUUAACAAUAUUGCGCACUGAAUUAAAACUGCUGUACCGAACUGAUUCAGACACCACUCUUUUGGUGGACUUAAUUCACCAAUUAGGUUCGGCACAUGAGUGGAGCGGCACCUGAACCAGGCCAAAAUCAACAAAGGCCUUUGUAGCCUGCAGUUAGCAUAGUUAACAUAAUAAACAUAGUAUGAAUUGUUACAAAGUGGUGGCACAAUGAUGAAGUGAUGGUUAUUUCAACAAUAGUGGACAAAACUAUUCGAGAAAACAGGCCUCUUUGAGUCCAAAACUAUUUCUCCAAUCUCCAUGAAUUAACAAUAAUUAUUUCAAAGAACAAGAACAUGUACCAACCCCCCCCCUCCCCCCCCUGGUCCCAUCCCCCAAUCCCUGUUCACCGUAGGAAGGUGCCCAUUUGCUAGGGGAAGGUUUAGGGGAUGCAACAGCAUUGAAUUUAGGGUGGGGGGAGAAGGGAAGCUUUUAAAAUCAGCUCAUUAUUUUUUGCAUGUAAAUGGGUUUCCAAACUCCAUUUUUUAAACAAUGUUUGAUCCAACCUUACCUUUAAAUUCAAAAAUUAACCUGGUCCCAUCCCCAAAUCCAUGUUCACUGUAGGAAGGUGCCAAUUUGCUAGGGAAAGGUUUAGGAGAUGCAACAGCAUUGAAUUUAGGGUGGGGGCAGAAGGGAAGCUUUUAAACUCAGCUCAUUAUUGUUUGCAUGUACAUGGGUUUCCAAACUCAAUUUUCUAAACAAUGUUGUAGCAACUCUGACCUUUAAAUUCAAAAGUUACUUACCCAGGCCCAGAAUACACCCAAGAGACAUUUUUACAACACAUUUUUACAAGGAGGCAGCACAACAGUGUGCACUAAUGUUGAAUGUCACCUGGCUGUAACCAAUGUAUCACAGUUUUACACAAAAAUGAAGUCAUUUGCCUUUUAUUCUAAAGACAAAACAGCAAGCACUGGAGCUACAUAUAUUUCAAAGUGCUGAGGACUUUGAAAUUUGAUCAUACACUUAGCAAAAGCAACAUUUCUUGUAAUUGUUCUCCUCUGCUCAACAGAAAACCAUUUGAAAUGUCACUUUUCUGAACAAGACUAACAGCUAUAUCUAAAUAGAGGCACAGCAAGUAGGAUUAGGAAAGAUUUCCGCACGUCCCCAUACAUUAAUUAGUGAGUUUAUGCAACAGGACGGCAGAAAGAAGAGGACGGCAAAACGCCUGUGCGUGACAAACGUGACAGGCCUGUUACGUAUGUGUUUUGUGGUGAUCUUCACUUAAGUUAAUGUUUUCUGGUCUUUUACAAAAAGACCUUUUUAAAGGAGGGUGAAGUACGGCGGAAAAGUUGUUCAAACAAAGUUAUUGUCACGCUCGUCACACAAAGUUUGCCGUCUUCUUUCCUCUCCCGUCCUGUUGCGUAAGUUCACUAUUAUACACUGUACAUGCAUCAAUGGCAUAGUAAACCUGUUUCAAAAACGAGUAGAGUUUGAGUAACAAAAUGCAUGUAUAAUAUUAUUAAUGUAUGGGGCUGUGCGGAAAUUUUGCCCAAAAGCUCAAAGCUGGCUUAUUUUCUGCGACCUGUCAGCGUUGCAUUUGGGACAUGUUCAACAGAAAAUAGCACAACGCGCUACGUAUGAGAUGGAGGUAAUGAUGAUUGCACACAAAAUAGAGAAACACGAGAUGCAAACGUUUUUCAGCUACAGUAGCAAAGUUCCAGUGUCGAAACGAGGUAAAUGGGAUCAGAGAUCACAACCCCGGGAUCUGGGAUAACGAGUGAUGGGAUCAGGAUCAGCAAAUUUUAGUGGGAUCAGGGAUCAGACAUUCUCAAGUAUUUGGGAUCAAGGAUCAGAAUUUUGGGUCAAAAAAUGGGAUCUUACUUCGUUACGACCCUGACAGUUCAAGACUUACCACUAAACGGUCACGGAGCCAUUCGUCACAUGAUGUUCACAUAUGUUUGAGGUUUGGGCUUUUUUAGCUACUGUAUAACUAAUACGUCCCAAGAAAACGCGUGUGAAUAAACAAGUACCUCCUCCAAAUUCAAAAAUGGCCGCCUGUGAGGCAGCUGUGUAACCGCGCUGAUUUCGAGUCAUGUGAUUUUCUACCCCAGCUGACCACAGGAAACGUAGGCGCCAAUACCGGAGUCCGUCCUGGAUAGAGGGUGUCAAUGGGGUUAACCGAUAGGCGUAAAACGGCCAAAAAUUGGGUCGAUAGCCGUAAAAAUUGAAAAAUUUUAACCGUUAGCCGUAAAUAGGGUAAAACAGAAUUAAGCGUAAAAGAAAGUGUUCCGUAGAUUUGCUACUUUUAAGGGAGGUACUAAACUCACUUAUGCUUGCGAUUUUUAUUUCCCGGCUAGUGUGACUCCGUUCGCACGUUAGGCGAAGCGCCUUUUAGGUGUCGUCCAAAACCUAGGCUCCAUUUCCGCCACUCUCUCGGGGAACUAAUUUUUUCCAUAGCGAAAGUGUGGCUUCUUGUUAGGGAUUAAUAUUUGCAAUUUUUCAGGAGGUCGUGCCCUCGAAACACUAGUGAAACAACACGCAGAGAUGUCAAUGUUUGUUAAACACGUUGCCGAUAAACAACAUUUCCCUGUUUUUCUCUGACGCUACCGUAGACAUUGCCAGGCCUAGUCCCUGUACGGCGUCUUUCCACGCAAUCUCGGUCAAGGCAUUUCCGUCGCGAACUCGCUAGGACCACGUGACCCGAAACGCAUUAGCCGCGCGGAAUAAUGAGGCCUACGGACAAGGCAACGGCAGACAGUCGUUCCGUAUAGUCCUUCGCUAUCAUUAAAAACACUGGACACGGGAAUUUGGUUAUUGGCCGUUUUCACGCUAGAGCUAUAGUAAUGGAUUACCUGUCUGAGACUAGUCUGUGUACAGUCGCGCCCUCCCCACAGACAGCCCUUCUCUGAUUUUUCUGAGCGGAGGGUGCGCCUGUACACAGGCUAUCUGGAACGGAUAAUCCCGUCUUCAAACUGUCCGUCAAAAUUGACGGAUAAAGUCAGGCGGAUUGUUCAUUCAAAAUUACAACUAUUCCAUUUUCAAAUUAAGAAGUAUUACCUAUCUGACGUGAAUCAUCAAACGGAUAAGUCGUCUCACACAAAUAAUCCGGUCUAGUGAAAACGGCCAUUUCUGUUAUAAUGAAUGUCGCGCCCCGGCCUUGAGUUGGGCGUUUGCGUCUCCGCUUUUGCUUUUUCACAAAGAUUGUUUUUAAAAUGACUAUUGACAUUUCUAUGUGUAACAUAAUAUUAGAAGUGAAAUACUUUAUAAAAAGUAUGAUCUAUCAAGUAAUAAAAUUUUUCAAAAGAAUAACUUGUUUCAUCCCGAGAUGAUCCGAAGACCUUUAUUUUGAUUUAAAAAUACAAAAAAUACAGGUUAAUUAAUAUUUAACUUUUUGAAACAAAAGAAGUUAAUGUUUAACUUUUUUGUUAACCGUAACUGAUUAAAAUUAACCGAUACCCGUAAAAGAGCCAAAAUUUUAGCCGAUAACCGUAAAAGCCACCACCCCAUUGAGACCCUCUGGAUACGGAUAAGAUACGGAUAGUUUUGCUGAAGGUCCUGAAGAAACAGUUUUGUAUUAGGAACUUCUAUGUUCCUUUCGAACAAAAAUCGUGAACGAAAGCCACCUUUUUCACUAUAACUUACCCAAAGAAAAUUACAAAAACAGAUACCGAAAACUAUGAAAACGAAGAAAUGCAAAUGGUUCAGGCCGGCCAAAAUUAUGCCAAGCUAGGCGGCCAGUAUACAAAGGAAGUGCGUUUUCCUUAUGGUAAAGUCUCAGAUUUCGUGUUGAUUUUUUUUAGGAACUUUUUAUUUUCUUUUUCAAAAAAAAAGCGGGACAAAACCCCCCUUUUUCCCAAAAACAAACCCAAAAAAAAAAAAAAAAAAAAAAACCAAAAAAAAUGAAAACGAAAAAAGGAAAAAGGUUAAGGCGGGCCAAAAUUUUGCCAAGGAAGGGGGCCGGGAUAAAAAGGAAGGGCGUUUUCCUUUUGGGAAAGGCCCAGAGUUCGUUUUGCCCCCCCCCCCCCCCCACCCACCCCUAGCGAUGAAGUGUACAUGUGUUACUAGACAACGGGUAUUUCCUCAAAAGUCCCGGCUAAACAAUCAAACAUUUCGUCCAACAUCGUGCUGAACGAACAUGUUUGACCGUUUAGCCGCGUCUCUUAACAUUGCGUUUGAAUCGCUUCCUAUGAUUGAUGUAGGUCAAACACUUCCAUCCAACUUUGAUUCCAAGCAAAUAUUUCACCGUUUACCCACCUCUUCAAACAAAGCAAGCCCGAGCAGGAAAAAAGCAACCAAUCAGAAACCGAACAUUUGGUUUUAUCAAAGGAGUUGAUAAAUGUAAAUUGACCACCGACGAAGCUCGAAACGUCAACUUUCAGAAUCCCUGUACGGUGGCCAAUUCACAUUUAUCAACUCCUUUAAUUGAACCAAAUUUUUAUGUACAACUCCCUCACCGACGCGGCUCGACAGUUUCUUUAGAAACUAUCCCGUUUAGAAACCGAAUCUGCCGACAUCCACGUCAUAAUUUCAGUGCUGAUACACAGGAAGUGUUACGUGGACUGACUUUGCUCGUUGUUUGAGUACACACCACAAACGGUGUUGGAUGAAAAGGUUUCAUCGUAUAGCCGGGGCUUUGAGGAUAGUAAAGCGAGUGAAACCAGCUAGCGUGUGCGAUGAUUGCCGCGCGCAAGGAGACGCUGUUUCACUCGUUAACCCUUUAACUCUGAAAUCUGAUUAUUAAUUCUCCUUUCUAGAUGCUAUUCAGUUCCUCGUACAUUAGUUAAGAGAAUUUGGGGUUUUAUCAAGAUGACACCCUCUGGCUUAUAAGUUUAAUUGUCUAUUCUCAUCUCCUGUCUGCUGGACAAUGCAUUUCGAUAUUAUAAGGACAAGUUACAUUGUAAUCACUUCUGGGAGUUAAAAGAUUAAUUCCUACCAAGAAGAAAAAGAACGGACUGUUCGCAGUUCGGGGUAUUAAAGACGUUCGCGUGAAAAUUUUCCAACACUGAUUCUUUUCUGAGACGUUUACCACUGUAAGAUGAUGAGUUCGUUAUGUCAGAAAUGUAAAAAAAUGGGGGGUCACCGACUUCGUUUUGGAGAUAACACUGCCCAGAGGAACAUUAAAUCUGAAAAAAUCGGGCCUCAUUAGCGAAUAAGGCCACAGUGUCUGUAAGACCAAAAAUAUUGCAAUUAAGUCUUUGAAGUGAGAUGUUCUCUGCCAAAUAUUGUUUAAGUGGACCUGUUAAGUGAAUUUAGUCAACUGGUGAGGUUCCUUAAAGAACAAGUUCGCAUUUAGCGACCACAUUUUCACGCGCCUUGCAGCCGCAAGAAGGCAGGAUUCGAUGUCCCGUGGACAUUUUUUUUAACUUCCCACAUUGAUUUUUUGUUCAUUUUUGGACAAUGUGGAGAUAAUUGUAAAAUAAAAUCUGUUUCUGGAAAGAAAAGUAGAGGUCACCGACCAUUUAAGAGAGUAAACUGAUGGCGAAGGGAACGCAACAGCUACCAUCCUUUUACCUGCUUAGCUUUCUUCCCCAGCGCGCACACGUGGCAGCACCUUACGACAUGGAUUUCGGGCGCAGUAGGGAUGCGCGUGAACAAUUAGGGUGAACGUCCUUAACGAAUUUCGAAUUCCUACUUCUUUUAACAGAUGGUUCAGCUGAAAGCGAGAGGAGAGAUUUGCUCUCUGAACUGAACCUUUUAAAGAAACUAAAGCCUCAUCCACACAUAAUAAGGCUUCUGGGCUGCGUGACAACAGACCAAGGUAAGAUACGUUUUCAUUGUAGAUUAUAUAAUAUAAAGCUGCAUUAUGCAUGCAUUGUGAUUGGCUCUUACUUAUGAUCUACUAGGGGACAGACGCUCAGAUGACGUCAUCAUUAAAAAAAAUUCCCUCCAUUUCUUUUAAAUGGCAGAACCUUUUGAAAAUUUAGAGGACAUUUGACCAAAUUGGGCGAAUGAAGACAUAGAACAGUGGCACACUCGGCUAUCGCCUUAUGUUCCAAUGUUUUGUUCUUACCACAUUUCGACAUCAUCUGUAAUCAGUUACUGAACAGACGCACGGCAACAGGGAAUCUAUUUGUUAAAUCGAUAUCUUGGGCUAUAUAUCCUGCGAUUUUGGUGGGUAUAUCCGGUAUAUUUGGAACAGGGCGUUAAAAGAUUUGGAGUCACAAUUUAGAACGUAAGAAUGGAAGCGGAAAUUGAUUUCAAUACCUAAUUAGAUAGUUAAAGAUGAGGAACGUUUGACACAAAAGCAUUCUGAGGUUAGAGGCUUCACAUAAUUAAGGUGAUUCCUCACAUUUGCAUGGCGCAUCCUUACCGCGCAUAAUUUAUGGCGCAUUAGCACGCGUUCGUGCACGUGCACAUUGAAAACAUGGCGGAUUUGCCUUGAUAUUGAGCUCUGUCAGUGGAAAAAUGGCUACAACUCACUAAGGAGCACGGGCACCCCAUAUUUUUUUCCUGUCAUUUUAAUCAACUAAUCAUAAGCUUUGCGUGAGAAAAGACUGAUCUGAUUUCUGUUGUUGAAAAUUGAAUAAAUAAGGAAAAUAACGGCUACUCUAUGGUCUUCUCUAUUUUGCAGUGUGAUAACCAUGGGAAGCAAUUUGGUUCAAAUUUUUAAUCAAGGAUUCAGCUUUCACUCUAAGUCCAGCUUAAAAAGUUUAUUUGUGUCCGACACAAUGUAUUGGCUGUAGUUUUAAGGCGUGGUUUCAUGAGUUUGGGCUCACAAAGAUUUUACAAUAACUUGGAAUGCGUUCUUAUAAUGAGCAUUAAAUAAUGCCAAAAUGGGGCAUUUUCAACGCCCCACUGCUCUUUAAUGAGCAUGGUCACCCCCAUUUAUUAUUUCAAAAUUGAAGUUCUCAUAUGAUAAAUUUUCGGUGGAUGAAGUUUGAACAAAAAUCUAUUGCCAGUUUUAUUUCAGAGGAAUUACCUUAAAUGAUCUGCUUGUUGUUUAGAGAGACCCCUUGUGAUCAUCGAGUACGUGCCGUAUGGUGAUCUGCUCGGAUACCUAAGAAGGAGCCGAGGAGUGAGCGACUGUUACUAUGACAAUCCUGAUAUCAAACCUAUGACAAGCCUGACAUCGGAGGAGAUGUUAAAAUUUGCUUGGCAAAUAUCGGAUGGUAUGCGGUACAUCUCCUUUAAGAAGGUAACGGUUGCCUUCCAAUAUAGAUUAUUGUAAGUUUUAGCUUCCUUAUUUUGUCCCUCAGUAUACAUCUUAUUCCAAAAUGGUUCCCAUUCUAUUCUCUUUUUUAAAUUUAAAUUAGCCCUUGCUGCCUCGUUCGAGAUAAAAUAUUCUUUUGAAUUUUGCUCUUAAGAACCAGGCAACAAGGGCUAAUUUGAAUAAAAAACAAAAGAAUGUUAGAAUGGGAGCCAUUUUGGAAUAAGGUGUAUUGAAUUUGUUUGUUGUGAUUGUUGUUGUUGCUCCUGUUGUUGUUUGGUGUUGUGAAUCGAGGAAGGGCGUGGCCAGCUAGACCUGUUAAAGGGCCAAUAAUGACGCUCUCAUUAACUGCAUUAAGCCUCAAGGACUUCUUAUCAUGAAAGUAGUACGGAUAGUGUGUCUGGUUGUUUACUAUUUACCCAAAAAAUCCGGAGAUUUCGGAUGGAAUUUAAAUGGGAAGCCUAUUUUUUUCUUCCCGAACGGAAAUUUCCACAGGAAAACGGGAUUUCUUGAAAGGUAGUCCAAAAUUUCUAACCGGAAUUUCCGAACGGAAAAUGUGUGUACCAUUUGCGAUUUUCACUAGUUCCAAGCCCUACUCCAAUUUUGAUGCGUGUCACGUGUUAUUUAGUAGGGGUUGUGCAAAUGCUACACGCCAAUCCUGAACGGAAUUUUUCAUUGGGGAUUUUUGCUUACCAUUUGUACAAACCGUCGGCCAACCGGUUUUCCCGUGUAAAUGGUAAACAACCUCUGAGUUCCGCAAAACGGGAUGAUGACGAUACAUCAAUUCACAUCGGGAUUACUUUGUUUGUACUUAACCACCAUCUCGGUUCAUUCUAAUUCCUUUUUAUUAUUAUUAUUAUUAUUAUUAUUAUUAUUAUUAUUAUUAUGUUUCCAAAGCCACAAAAAUUGCCUUAAUGGACUUGCAAUUUAUCAAGAUAUUUAGAGAAAAACGAAAAAUUAAAAUCAAACAAAGCAAUUCUCCUUAGUUCACAAGUGACAUAUGGACACACCCAGGAGAUGACUUAUGGCAGACGCGUGAAUAUCAUGCCUUUACUUUAAGUAUGGCACAUUCUCGACAUUCUUGUCUUCUUAUAACUUUAUUUCAACUCGGUGGUAGAAUAUAGCACACGAGAUGCUAGUUGGACCGAGAGACUAAGUAAAUAAGAAAAUAAAUACAAUAAUAUGGAUAAUAAAGCAAAUGAAAAUACAAUACGAAUUAAAAUACAUGAUUCUUGAUAACAUUUCUAAAAGUCUUUAAAUUACACGAGGCUCUUAUUUCAUCAGUAAGAGAAUUCCAUAACUUGGGACCAAGCGAUCUAAUAGAGUUAAGAUCAUACGUAGUCGUACAUGUCAUUAGUCUGAUUAGCGUUAGUUCUCGGGGCUUGAGCCGGAAGAAAUCCUCAUCUGUUCCUGCUUAAUUGCUUAGAACGCCUUAAAUAGCGGGCUAAAGUAAAACUGAAAGGCUUAGCUUCAAAUAUAAUAAUGCUGUAUUAUUCUCUGAUUUACAGAUUGUUCACAGAGACCUGGCGGCAAGGAAUGUUCUGGUUGGUGAAAAUUUUACUUGUAAGAUUACUGACUUUGGCAUGGCUCGCGAUGUCAACUUGGAGGAAAUUUAUGUCCCUCGAAAUGAGGUACUAAGUCAUAACAAAUUGUGAAAAAAGCAUCUUUUUUGUGAAGGUAAUUUUUUCAAGAUUAUAAAAAAUGAUCGUGGUUAUUUUUAAUCUUUAGUUUAGUGAUGUACAGGUUGCUCUUAGAUACAGAUUUUACAUAACGGAAAAUAAAAUAACAUGAUAUUUAUCUAUACGAUGGCGGCAACAUCAGUUCGCGGGGGAUUAGUUCCGACAGUGCCAUCGUACGAUGCGGCAGAAAUUCAGCAAUUUCGCUGUUGGUGUUUUUGUCCAACCCUGUAUAGCCAAACUUUCACUAAAUCCUCCCUCCUUCUAUACCGACCUCGAGCCUUCGGCGGCAUCGCUCCACCGAAAAGUUCCAGUGGCGACCAAAAUUGGUUUCCAUCACACUACAAAUCGAAGAUUCUCGUAAAAUAUACGGUACGUAUAUUUUUUACCAAUACAGGAGACCAAAACUGAAAGUAAAUCGCGCGAUGGAGGCGGAUUGCUUAAAACCUUUCUUGCCGUUACAGCGUCUGAAGAGUUUCGUGGUCCACGAUCGGUUGUUUUCCCGCGGUGCAUGAUGGAAAGUGACAAUGGGUCUUAAAUAAACGGUCGGCACAGGACGACAACGACACUGAACACACUCUGGAAUUUCGGACCAUCAACAUAUCUUUCGGGUAGUGUACAGGGUAUCUUUAUGCAGUUGCGACUUCGCGUUCCUUUGACAAUUUUGUACAGUUUCACAAAGUGUUGGAAUAAUGUACUUCCUCCGUACCGCGUUUGCAAGUUCCACGUGAGCUUACCUUUCUUUCGACACCACGCAAACAAUUAAAUGUGAAGACCUUUUGGGCUAAAAUAUAUUCUGAAAACUAUUUUCGACAUCAAGAGUUUUCCCUCCAUACCAGAGAUAAACGAUUCGUAUUCCCUAAAUACGUGCAAGUAAAUUUAUAACUUACGAGUUCGCUCGCUCCUCCAAAAGUGCAUCUGUUUUUGUUGUUGUCAUUUUUUUAAAUGUAAACAAGUCUCUUUAUUACUCAAAUUUUCAAUCUAAUUCGCCUGUUGGAAAAAAUAAUGAAAGCAAAAAUCCAAAGCACUCCAAAACAAGGAAAAUAAGAGUAGAAUUAUACCUCAAAAUUUGGCGUGUUCGCUUUAUGUUGUUUGGUGCCAGGAUUAGGGGUGGGGAGGGGGCGGUACAGUAGUAAAAAUGCUCUUUCGCCAGUCAUACAUCCACAGCAGAAACCCUGCGAUAUAAGUAAUUUUAUGCGUCGGGGAAAAAAAAUGCGGCUUUUUACUCUACAACUCAGUAAAUAAUCUGCUUUGCUUGCCGGUUGAAUAACAAAAUUGAUUGUGGUCAAGAUCUAUAGGUAACUAUGUAAGAAAUGAACCGUGUAUGUUAGUGACUUUCUGUAUUUAUAUAGGUGUAUAAUAUAUUAUCACGGUGUGUAUGUAAUUAAGCAAUCAGGGCCGAGUUGCUCGAAGCAUGGUUAGCGCUAACCGAGGUUAAAUACCAUGACAACCUUUAGGUUUUAAUCCAACUUAACCAAUGGUUAGCCCUAACCAUGCUUUGAGCAACUUGGCCCAGGCAAACAAACAUUAAAAAAAGAUAAAUAUAUAUAUAUAUAUAACAAUUAUUCACCGAAGUGGAGGUGGCUAGUCCUGGAUAUUUACCGAACUGCGAAGCAGUGAGGUAAAUAUCCAGGACUAGCCACCGACACUGAGGUGAAUAAUUGUUUUCGUAUAUACUAAAACAGUGAGAUAAUUGAGCACAAAAAUGACCAUUUUUAACUCAAAUACUGUUGCCAACGAUUACAAUUUUGGCGCGUAAUGACCGGGCGGCCGCGGCCGUCGCUUUUUCUUGCCGACAAUUAAACCUUUUGAAGGCAUUUGUUUAGCUCUUGCGGGGAAAUUUCUUCAAAAGGAGUUGUGAAUUCUUUUUGAAUUUAAAAUCAUUCUAUAAAAAAAGAUUAUUAAAUUUAGUUUUAAGCUUAUUUAUGAACAACUCAACUAAAUAAAGUAAGCAAGACUUAAACUUAAUUUGCAUUUGUAAACAAAAAACUUUUUCACCGGUUUUAUCGAUAAAUUCGUGUCAAAAAGACAAAGCUUUACCUGUUAAAACUUCCAAUCCGAACUUCGUCACCUUCUUCGUGUAUUUCGGAAACAGCUUGCUUGAUUAGUUGUGAAAUUUCUUUGUUUGUUUACGGCAGCAAACCGAGAAGGCAUUUUGCUCGCAACUUGCGCGAGUUUGGCGUCGCUCGCUCGGAGGAACUGGAGGUGAAUCAGUGAAUAGUGCAGGAUAUUCACUGAUUGAGUAGCCAAUCAGAGCGCGCGAAAAACACUAUCUACUGUUUUAGUAUAUACUAAAUCAGAUUAUUACAUGGUUACCAUAAGUACGAGUGAUUUGAUUGGCUGCUAAACGAGCAGGAUUUCUUGUAACGGACGCGGGCAUUACAAAAAAAUUAUCUUCACCCGGCGAUUCUCGUAAAUACAAACGAUAACACUCUUAUCGAGACUUUUUCUCUCAACAUUAGCAGCAUUUAAGCGAGACAAAAAAUAUUUAGGUACAUUCAGAUAAUGAGUUGUGUGAUCCCGGUGCCGGAGGAAGAACAAGCCAAAAUGUAAUUUCCGGUGCAAUACAGUUCUUUGUUUUUUUUUUUUUUUUUCAUUUUUGUUGCAAUAAAAAAGCCAUAUAAUAAACAACUUUUUAACCUCGUCCGUUCGAUCAUUACAGGGAAAUCUCACACGCUCGGACAAUACAUCAAACCCUCAGUCUGAGAUCUCCCUAUAAUAACUUCACUCUCUGGUAAUAGGUAGCAUAUAUCGCAUGAUUUAAGCCAACUUUUGAGCAAAGUAAUCAGGGGAUAUCACAGAUGAUUUCGCAACCCUUGCCUUUCUUUCAUGACAAACUCUUGCCAAAAUCUUUUAUAGGGUAGAAUCCCAGUCAAGUGGACAGCAAUUGAAGCGAUGACAGGUGCAAUGAAAUACACAAGCCAAAGCGACGUGUAUGUUAAAUUUAACGAUUUCCUUAUUAGCGUAUCAUAAAAUGUCUGCACUUUAAUAUUCAUUUGUCAAUCCAAAACUAAAAAUCAAUGACCACCUCCCAGUUACCCUGAAAACUCAAUCUGAAGGGGAUAUGACCUGUUUACAGGCACUGGCCAUGGGCUCUCAAGUCGUUCAAGUCUGAAUUAAAACAAACUUAAGCCGGCCUUGGACCCCGGCUUGAUCUUUUUGAAUCUCCUCUUAUUUUGUUUUUGUUGUUGUUUCUUUGUUUGUUUGUUCGUUUGUUUUCUUUGAAUUUGCUUUUUAUCUCAUUGUCUUGUCCGUGCCCACACAAACAGCGGCUGCAACUUUUAGAUUAUCUGUUCUUCCCUGGAGUAUAAAUGGAUUUUCCUUACUUCAUGUGCUUCAAAAUAUGUAUCUUUUCGUUAUUUUCAGAUGGAGCUUUGGCGUGGUUCUAUUUGAGAUUUGCACAAUCGGUGGGUGCAAAAGUAAUUGUUUACAGUGCAUUUUAUCUUUGUUUAAACUUUUCUUUCUUUCUGUUUUAUUAUUAUUAUUAUUAUUACUAUUAUUAUUAUUAUUAUUAUUAUUAUUUCUUUUUGCUUACUGUGAAAUUCCGAAAACCGUGAACACUAGAAAUACUCAUUAAAUGUUAUUGUGUUUCAAGUAAAACGCCAAUCACGCGCGAGAAUAAUAAACCGGAAGCAGUAAAGAAAAUUAGUUUGUGGUUCCAUCUCACUUCUGAUUGGUUGCUGCACAAUGGGAAUUGUCAAAAUCGAAUCAAAGUGUUCUCGGUUUUUGGAUUCGCACAGUAACUCUGUACUUUCAUAAUUAUGUUGCACUUUCUAUCCGUCAAAAUUAUUUGCACCUUCCAUCGUUAACGUCCACAUUUUGUACAACUAAGACGGAUUGAAUUAUAUACUGGCAAUCUUUGAAACUUAAGUGACUUAUCGUACCUUUCAGGAGCUGAGCCUUACCCUGGGAUAAGUCCAUUCAAAUUACCAAGCGUUUUGCUGAAAGGAUACAGAAUACCGAAACCAGAAUAUGUCAAGGAUGAGUUGUAAGGGACCGGUCAUUAUUUGAAGGGGGGCGGUACCUAAGUUAAUAAAGAUAUGUAUUGAGCUUUACAAACUUUUAGUUUUCAUAGUCCUUGGAAGGAACUAGACAUUCAAAACAAAAAGUAGAUGCCUCAACCUGUCAAGCCUUUGAAGCGAAACGGUUUAUUUUUCUGCUGCGUUUCUGGUAUAUAUUUUCGUUAAAUAACUUUUUUAUCUGAACAAUAUUUUUGGUUCGGCAUUUGUUUUAAAGCACAAACUGCUUAUCGAGAGAGCUUACGUCAUAGACAUUGAGUAAACCGUCGGUUUUGAACUUCAAUUAUCGGAGGCCGCGGAGCAAUGGGCCGCUCCAGUCUCUCCAACUGAGUGGAGGGGGAAAGACUCUAAAAAUGGUUAAAACGCAUCUAUCUGUAAGACUUACUCAAUCAGGCUUGGAUGAUUUCCGGCGAUGUCCGCCAGGUCUAAUCAGCCACUGUUACCACGUGAAAGUCCUUUUCAUUUUAGGAAAUGUAUUUACUAAAUUUAUUUUUUGUAUCACCAAAAGUGAGGGCUCUGCCCUCCCCCAGCCCCUUCCCUGCACGUUCUCUGAUUAAACUUCACCCUCUUGCCAUAUAUAAAUGUCUUCAAACUUCUGAGGUGGUUCGCAAUCGACAGUAAAUAGCGGAGACAAUAGACCUGUUAAAAGUUAUCACGCCACAGUAAUUAUUUCUCAUCUGCCCCCUGGGUAUCCCAUAAUUUCCUCGGAAUUCAAGAUGGCCGCAUAUCGGUAAAAAGGUCUAUUGCUUUAGUUAAAUGAAGAUUGACAGUGGGUCUUCAUAUCCUGAUUAAAAAAAUGUUUGGACUUUUUAUACAGGUAUGAUAUAAUGAGGGAAUGCUGGGAGACGGAACCUGACAACAGGCCUUCAUUUGAUAAACUGUGCCAGAAAAUCAGGCUGCUGGGGGCCCGGGCUAACCAGGUAAAAAAUAUAUCCAUUUACGUAGUAUAUACUGGAGACACCUCAGCUUCUCACUGAAACAGUCACAAAGGAUUCUUGGUUGCUUUAAAUCUGGCAACAUCAUAACGUUUUACUAGCUGGAUUAAGGCAUCAGAACAGAGGAUCUGCUUGGGUUCGAGCUCCUUUUAAGCUCAUGUGUGUAAAGGUGAAGACGAUGAGGCUAAGCCACUGCUUAACGUUCUUUCCAGGAAGGGAAGUUAACUCUUACGUCGUUCUUUUUCCUUAUUGCGCCUGGAGGUCAUUAUGCAAUGCAAUCCUCGCAAUCAAGAAUUGGAAGCAUUUGCUUUAGCAUUUCCCAUUAGAACCAGUUGAUAAUUUAUAAACGAAUGCUUAUUCUUUUUUUCAGAACUACGUUAACAUAAAGGACUGCCUGGAAGCUUAUGAGCAAAACGAGAUCGCGUCCUGA